AUGAAUUUGGCAACGGACAAGUUAAAGAUCACAUUAGCGACUUACAAGUUUGUGGGCGAUGCUGAGAUUUGGUGGAAGACCGUUUCUCACACCCAUAAUCUGGAUACUAUGACAUAUGCUACAUUCAAGAAGUUGUAUUAUGAGAAGUACUUUCCAGCGCCUAAGCGGAGGGAACUAAAGAAGGAGUUUGAUGGGUUAAAGCAAGGAAGUAUGACAGUUACAGAGUAUGAAAACAAGUUUACAUCACUUUUGAGGUUUACACCGGGAAUUGCUAAUGAUGAAGAAGGAAAGAUUGAGAAAUUUGUUGAUGGCCUUGAUCUUACCAUUAGGCCAAUUGUAGCUGCUUCAGAACCGACAGAGUAUGCAAAAGCAGUGCGAAAGGCUUUAGUGGUUGAGGCUGAGAGUAAGGACAACAAGGCUAUCAGGGAGUCCUGCAAGCACAACAGGGGUAUGUGUACUUUCUCUGAAGGUCAAUCAAGUAAGAAGCAGAAGCAUGAGCAGUCAGGGUUCAGGGGACAGCAGCCAGUUAGAUCUGCACCCACAGCUUCAGUGUCCAUGGGGUCUUCUAGACCGAAUGUUACUUGUUUCAGAUGUGGGCAGUUGGGACAUUACAAGUCCCAAUGCACUCAGACACAGGGCCACAGGGUGAAAGAUUAUCCACAGCAGGGCAGUGGUUUGGGCAAAGGUGGAGGUUCACAGCAGAGGCAGAUGCAGUCUGCCACAGUUCAGUCAGGGUUUCGACCACCACUACCACCUCAGCCGUCUCAGUCAGCUAUGUCAGCCCAGAGUUCUCGACCUGGAAGGGGAGCUUCUUCAAGUGCACCUACUCAUCAGUCUGGCUAUCAGGCAGGCAGUUCCCAGGGGCAGUGGACCAAAGGUCGCGUGUUUGCACUCACUCCAGUCGAGUCACCAUCCAGUCCUUCAGUUGUUAGGGGUAUGUUUCUUGUGUCCCAUUCUUGGGCUCGUAUAUUGUUUGAUUCUGGUGCUUCUUAUUCAUUCAUUGCUUCAUCAUUUACACGGGCAUUGGGUUUAGAGGUCAGUCAGUUAGACAGACCGCUUUGUGUUGACACGCCUAUCGGGGGUUCAGUUCCAUCACAAUUGCCAGACGUGUUCUUGAGUUCAAUCUCAUCCUUCUCGAGAUGA
This is a messenger RNA of Cornus florida, 1143 nucleotides long. RefSeq lists its product as uncharacterized. Gene Ontology annotation, molecular function: zinc ion binding; nucleic acid binding; aspartic-type endopeptidase activity. Lineage: Eukaryota; Viridiplantae; Streptophyta; Magnoliopsida; Cornales; Cornaceae. The record is from RefSeq and is a predicted model, not a curated record. The coding region runs from base 1 to 1143 and encodes 380 amino acids. The transcript is spliced from 2 exons. Gene Ontology annotation, biological process: proteolysis.